Molecule: messenger RNA, 535 nt
Organism: Eurytemora carolleeae
Lineage: Eukaryota; Metazoa; Arthropoda; Copepoda; Calanoida; Temoridae
Product: pectinesterase inhibitor 10
Exons: 2
Coding region: 108-512 (134 amino acids)
Source: RefSeq, a predicted model, not a curated record
AUCCUUCCUCCCCUCCCUCCCAGCAUAUUCCUUCCUCCCCUCCCUUCCGACAUAAUCCUUCCUCCCUUCCCUCCCAGCAUAUUCCUUCCUCCCCUCCCACCAGACAUAUGUCUCCCUCCCCUUCCUCCCAACAUAUUCCUUCCUCUCCGCCUUCCCGACAUAUUCCUUCCUCCCCUCCCUCCCGACAUAAUGCCUCUUCUCAUCCUUCCCGAAAUACUCCUUGCUCACCUCCCUCUAAAACGACGUCCUUUUUCUUUCUAUCCUUCCCUCCUUCCAAACGCAACCACUCCUACCAAGCUGCUCCCGUCUGCCAACCUUCCGGAAUUGCUGGAAAAGCCCUUACCUCUCAAACCAACCCCUGCUCCUCUCCUCCCGUGUCUGUUUUGAAUUCGUCCCUGCUGCAUGGCUCGGAUGAAGGAAAACCAUCUGACAGCUCUCGGGUUGUGUCCAGACCGCGUUGCUUAGUGGAUUUUAUCCUCCGUAGGAAACCAAGAGAUUUGAGUUUAAAAUGAGUUAAUAAACAAUCUCAGUAAAA